CCGAUGCUGGCCUGCGCUGACUGUGAAAUGAUGAUGCACACGCAGAGGCAGAGCUCCAAAUCGAACCCCGUCUCGAUCCAAAAUCCCCGCAAAUCCAAUCCCACCUCCGAUCCGUCCGCCGUCCUCUCCUCACACCACGGGUUUGCGCCGCUGCAGGGACGACCAGGUACACUGCCCAGCCUCGCCCCCGUCCGCUGCCCUCCCACCGCCGCCUCGCAUUCACCGCCGUGCAGCCUGCCGGAAGGAGUGCGACCCCCUAGCCGGCGUCAAUGUCACGCCUCCAGCCCCGCUCCUCACGCGCCAACGAGCUGCUAGACGAAUUCAAAUAUCAUCUGGGCUCCGGGACGCUCUGGCCGGAGCUCGCGCACCAACUGUUCGACGAAUUGCUGCGCCAACCCGUCCCGGUUUCAGCGCGCGCACUCAACGGCUUGUUUGCUGCCCUCGCGGAUGCGCCGCCCUCGGCCAACUGCGCAGAUGGCCCUGCCCUAGCCAUCAAUCUCUUCAACCGCCACCGGAUAUCACCUAACAUUUACACCUACAACAUACUAAUUGAGUGCUGCCACAGAGCAUGCCGCCCAGACCUAGGGCCUGCCUUCUUCGGCCGCCUCCUCAAGGCAGGCAUCACAAUGAGCGUCAUUACCUACAACAGCUUAUUCAAGUGCCUCUGUGACAUGAAGCGCACGGAGGAGGCUUCCGACGUGCUGCUCCACAGGAUGCCUGACGACCUGCCUGAUGUCAUCUCCUACUCAGUAAUUCUCAAGAGUUUCUGCGACAGUGGGAGGAGCCAGCGUGCGCUUGACCUGCUCCGGGUGAUGGCCAAAAAAGGUGGUGACUACUCUCCCAACGUGAUUUCAUACAACAUGGUAAUGGAUGGCUUUUUUAAGGAGGGUGAAGUAAGCAAAGCACGUGUUCUAUUCCACGAAAUGAUACAACAGGGGGUUGUGCCUACUGAGGUGACAUAUAGCUCCAUAAUCAAUGCGCUAUGCAAAGCAAGAGCAAUGGAUAAGGCGGAGGUGAUCCUUCGACAUAUGGUUCGUAGUGGUGUCCAACCACAUGAUAGGAUAUAUAAUACCCUGAUCCAUGGAUUUUUAACUUCAGGUCAGCUGAAAGAAGCCUUUAGGCUGUUGAAACUGAUGACAAGCCAAGGUGUUAUGCCAAGCGUUGUUACCUACAACUCACUCAUGACCUACCUUUGCAAGAAUGGAAGAUUCAAGGAAGCUGUAGAACUUUUUUAUUCAAUGGCUGUGAAGGGCCAAAAACCUAGUGUCGUCUCAUACUCUAUAAUACUCCAUGGGUACGCUAUAGAAGGAUCCCUUGUUAAAAUGAUUGAUCUCUGUGAGCUGAUGGCAAGAGACGGAGUUGUACCUAACCUCCAUUGUUUCAACAUACUGAUUAAUGCGUAUGCUAAGUAUGGCAUGAUGGACGUGGCCAUGCUUUUCUUCGAAGACAUGUUGAAGCAGGGUGUGAAGCCUAAUGAAUUCACUUAUUUAACUGUGAUAUCUGCGUUUUGCAAGAUGGGCAGGAUGGAUGAUGCGAUGGAAAAAUUCAGUGAGAUGAUUAAUAUGGGAGUACCACUUGACACAGAAGUUUACAUGUGCAUGGUUGAGGGUUAUUUGAAUCUUGGCAAUUCCAUGAAAGCCAAGGAAUUUAUUACCAAAAUGAAGAACAGGGAUAUUCAUCAUAGGCCACGGAAAGGUAAUUGAUGAACACACCAUCUUUGACUUGGUUACCCGUACUGGUGAGAGGCCUGAUCCUACUACAUUCACUAAAAUGAUCGAUGGAUAUUGCUUAUCGCCAAGAUGGAGAAUGCAUUCAGAGUACUUCAUGCUAUGAUAUCAGUUGGCGUGAGGGCUAUUGUUGUUACACAGCACUUAACUUACCAUGGUUACGCUCCCAUCUUCUUGAUAUGCUCUAGAUGUGUUGUUAUCCUGAUUGCUCCAGCGUGCACUAGAAUUAGAGAAGUGUGAAUCGAGCCUUAUGGUUGUUAGCUGCUGUUUAUCGGUAGUUGGAUAUAUUGCCUAGUUCGAAUUUCCUCAAGGCACAGCAGUAUUCAGGGUGGAUAGUGACCUGGCUGAUUAGGUGUUGCAUGCAUAAUUCCCUGUGUCUAUGUCUUAUGUAUACUUCAUAUAUCAUGGAUGAAAAGGGCAUUUUGUAGGCCUUGCAUGUUUGUGUCAUUCCAAAAAUGACCUAUUGAUAAGUUA
Messenger RNA from Triticum aestivum (bread wheat), 2201 nucleotides. RefSeq names its product protein Rf1, mitochondrial. The record is from RefSeq and is a predicted model, not a curated record. The transcript has a single exon. NCBI's taxonomy places the organism in Eukaryota, Viridiplantae, Streptophyta, Magnoliopsida, Poales, Poaceae. Bases 270 to 1703 code for a protein of 477 amino acids. Gene Ontology annotation, molecular function: protein binding; mRNA binding.